AUGAAGGUUGAUCCCAUGACUGUUGAAGAUGUCGCUGCCAAUCUUGAGCCGGUUUUGAGCUUCAAAGAAGGAGGGGUCCGUGAACUCAUCCAGCGACUGCAAUGCUCCUCCAAACGUGGACAUGGAGUCUUACCCGACAAUACCCUAGUUUUGGAGAGAUCAUGCGAGCACCCCGCAGUUGUCAAUGGAGUUUGUAAUGAUUGCUGUCAAACGAUUGAAGAAGAUGGUAAUUACGGCCUGGAUUUCAGCUACUUACACAUGGGGUUGAGGCUUAGCCGUGGCGAAAUCGAUCGCUUGCGUUGCCUGGAGACUGAGAGAUUGUUUUCUCAGAAAAAGCUUCACCUGGUUUUGGAUAUUGAUAACACGUUGAUUCAUUCCUUUCGAUCGGAAGCCUUUUCAAAACUUGGUGUCCCCAAAUAUGAUAUGCAGGAAGUUGAUGGGAUCUUCGUGAAGUUGAGACCCCUUGUUUCUGACUUUUUAGAGAGGGCCAGCACCAUGUUUGAGAUGCAUCUCUACACCCUUGGCUCUCGCUCAUAUGCGAAGAAGAUGGCUAAAAUCCUUGAUCCCCAAGACAAGUAUUUCGAUCACAGAAUAAUCUCUCGCGACGAGAGCCCUGGUUUGGUAAAAACGCUUGAUUUAGUGUUGGGGAUGGAAUCUUCUAUUCUCAUCCUUGAUGAUAAUGACGAAGUAUGGCCAAAUCAUGAGCGGAAUUUGAUCUUGAUGAAAGAGUUCUUGUUUACAGGGAAGAAAACAGACGAAAACGAGAUGAAUACUCCAUUGAAUGACAUUCUUAAAGCUCUGUCUGCAAUUCAUACAGCCUUCUUCGAUGACAAUAUUCAAGCCACGUUUCGUGACAGAGAUGUUAGGGAGUUGGCAUCAUCAGUUCGUUCUACCGUGCUUAAAGGAUGUAAUUUAUACGUGAGCAACGUCAAGUAUUCUGGAAUAUUGCGGUUGAUCGCCAAGGAAUUGGGAGCCACAUGCAGCAAAGAACUCAAUCAUUCGGUGACUCAUUUGGUGUCUUGUUAUAAAGGAACCGAGGAUUUCAAUAGGGCCGUGAGAGAGGAGAAAUACUUGGAUGAUGAUACUAAGACAGAACAAUCGAAGCGAAGCUCAAGUCAGUCACACAUCCAUUACUUCCCAUCAUCCGUCACACCAGCUGAUUCUGAAGUUCCUUUCCUUGUUCAUAAACACUCCCCAAUGAGAAUGGGUGGAACUGGUGCUAAGAACAAGGUUUGGAAGUUUCUACAGCAGCAAAGUGGGUAUGAACAGAUCAUAACAGAUGAUCAGAAGAAUGAUGGCAAGAAAGUGGAAAGGGAAAUAUUCAUAAAAAUAUUAUAUGUUUGUUUUGCAAGAAAAUCCUUUUAG
Molecule: messenger RNA, 1365 nt
Organism: Theobroma cacao (cacao)
Lineage: Eukaryota; Viridiplantae; Streptophyta; Magnoliopsida; Malvales; Malvaceae
Product: RNA polymerase II C-terminal domain phosphatase-like 4
Cellular component (GO): nucleus
Molecular function (GO): RNA polymerase II CTD heptapeptide repeat phosphatase activity
Source: RefSeq, a predicted model, not a curated record